This is a messenger RNA of Argiope bruennichi, 3637 nucleotides long. Its product is annotated as centrosomal protein of 19 kDa-like. Bases 204 to 701 code for a protein of 165 amino acids. The transcript is spliced from 2 exons. Gene Ontology annotation, cellular component: ciliary basal body; spindle pole; centrosome. Gene Ontology annotation, biological process: microtubule anchoring at centrosome; trans-Golgi to periciliary membrane compartment transport. The record is from RefSeq and is a predicted model, not a curated record. Lineage: Eukaryota; Metazoa; Arthropoda; Arachnida; Araneae; Araneidae.
ACCUAGUUUUGUUUUCGAUUUUUGUUGCAUAUUUUGUUGAUGAUGGAGCUUAAGAAACUUUAAUUGCGUUUAAAAAACAAACAAACUCGGACUCCAUUGCUAAAAUGUGAUGAAUUAAUUUUCAAUAAUCAACAUAAAUUCGAUAGAUUUCCUGCCAUGUUACGAAAGAAAUCUCCUUUUUAAGGUUUUGCAUCAAAUAAAUCAUGGCAGAAUCACCGAAGGAUAUAAAGCCCUUGCAAAUCGGAGUUCGAUUCAAACAACCGGCCAUUGUACUUCUUUAUCAAAAAGAUUCCAAAUAUCGCAAGCGGGUCAUGCCCGUGCGGGAAUUCAAGAAGAGUAGCUCUGUGAGCUUAACGGCCAGCGAUCUCAAAGAACAUCACAGCCAGUACCUCGAAGAUGUUCCGAAUUUUAAAAUCGAAAAAAUGUUGAGACUCAUUCAAAAUAAUAUGAAAGGUUUGGAUUUGGACGAGAAUCUCCAAGAGAUUAACAAAGAGUUCUCUGUAGAUCCCGAUGAGAAUUUGAAUGAUAUUGAUGACGUCACUCUCAAAAGGAAGAAAGAAAUUAUGGAUUUGACUUUUGAAAAGAACAGGAAGAAACCGGGUGAUCCUGAUUUCCAGUAUGAUGUUGAGGUUGAUUUCUCACAAACUGCUGGGAUUGAAUCUUCUAUAUGGGACUCUGAAAAAGAAGCUGAUGAAUUCUAACAGAAGAUAUUUUUGAAAAGAAUUUUUGAGUGAACCCAAGGCAAGGGAUUGUAAAAAUGAAUUACAGGAUUCGGUUUAAUUGUUUGUUUCAUUUUUGUCAAAUGAUUACAUCAACUAUUUGUAUUUUUAUUUGGGGGGGGGAGGGCAAAUUCUUUAAGUUUAUUUUCAUUAUAAUGUUAUAUUUUGAAAAGGUGAAUCAUCAGUUCAAAUCUAACUGCUGUUAAAAGUCUAAAUGUGAAUCUUACGUUAAUAGUUGUGGAAAACGUGCUGAUUGUCUAACCUGAAAUGUCCACGUUGCUAAAUAUUUCCAUGUGAAAAUGUUUAAACAGAAGUAACUGUACAUAACUUUUCAUGUGCUGAAAGAAUGAGUGGUUUGAGACUGCUUUAUCAAUCAAUCAUGUCUUCCACAGAAAAUUUGAAAGUGAAUUUUCACCUUAUUUCUAUUAUAAAAUUAUACCGGUGAUAUAUGGUGCGGCACCAAGCCUGAAUUGCUCUUUCAAAGUUACUCUCAAAUUAUUGUGAUAUCAUAUUAAAGUAAAAUAUCUUUAAAUUGAAAAUAACUAUUUUCUUUGAAUUUUGUGAAUUAUAAGUGCCGUUAUCAAUUUUUAUGAUUGACGACAAUUCAAUUGCAUUUUUUGAUUUUCGAAUCGCCAAUAAAUUUUCGCAUUUUGUUUACAAAAAUAAGAAGAAAAAAAAAAGAUGUCUUUACUUAAAAAGGAAAGUUUUCAUGUAUCGAAAAGAAAAUUCAAUUCAACUAUUUUUUCCCAUUUCUCCUUAAUUAUAAUAAUAAUAUUAAUAAAAGUUAUUGUGGUUGUGUAUAUAUGUAUAUUCUACAUCUCCUUCUAAACAACUAGGCUAAAUUCUAUCAAAUUUUGUUAAAUUAUUUCAUAAAACAUGAGAAAGAAUGCUGCCAAUUUUUCAAAAGUGUAAGUAUUUAUUAAUUAUUCAAUCAAUUAGAAAUUAUUCAAAAUUUUGUCCUUUGAAUUGCUUUGUCAUCAUUUUACUACUUUUUCUUUUAUUUUAAAACUUCUUUUGAUAAUGACUAAAGUAUGUUUAAUAGCAAGCUUAAAUUAGAUUCAAACGAAGACCAUCUUUCUUAUAUUUCAGCAUUCGUAAACAAAGUUUGCAGUAGAUUAGGUAGUUGCUACUUAUGGAGAGAGUUAGCUAUUGAUAUUUUUAAGAUUCGUCUAGUUCAAUUGAUAUGCUAAUUUUAUUUAAAAAAUGUUUCAGACGAUUAAAAAGAUAUUGUAUCUUUAAUUAGAGUAGUUUAUAUGUUAAAAAUCUUGUACAUGAAAGGAUUUUAACCCCGAGCAACGCCGGGUAUAUCAACUAGUUUUUAUAUAUUUUCUGUAUUGCCUGUUAUUCUUUUAAAAUUGAUCUCAAACUCUCUUUACGGUAAAAUACAGCACAGCAAAAGUUGAAUGUUUUUUUUUUUUAAAUAAUGAAAAAAUAAAAAUUAUAUUCAUUUUAAUUCUCAUGAGGAAGUGCACAUGUUCUCAAGAGUCAUGGUGUAUUCAAUUAAUUUCCUCUUUUUUGCUUUUGAUUUGUGGUUUGCAUUUUGAGACGAGUUUGUGCAAUUGAAAUCUAGCAGAGAUUAUUCCUUUUUGAAAUGUUUUUUCAUUUAUUUCAAAUAUUGUGGAUGGCCUUGCAAGAAGUCUUUUUGACGUAUUUUAGCAAUUCGAGAUAAUUGCAUAUUCCGUCCAUUUUUAUUCAGCUCGAGAGAGCAAAUAGAAAACUAUUUCAGUGCGAUGUAUAAGAAAUCGAAAAAAGGAUAGUUUACUAACAAUAUAUGUCUCACAGGGGAGGGGGCACUUCAUAAUUGAAGAUGAAAAGCUUCGGGCAUGUUAGUUUGUUCUCGCCAUCCUUAUAGGUACACGAAAAGGUGAGGGUCUGGCUGCCCCCAUCGAUGACGGGACGUACUUCUUUAGGGUUGAGCUGUACCGUGGCCGAUGAUGGCUCUUAGGAAUCAACCACAGUUCCCACCAUUAUUGCUGUUGCGGCGGUCCUGCCAUUCAAGUUUUUCCGUGUGCCUUUCGGCGGGAUGGAGUAGUCAGUUUGUGAUUACUAACAAUAUGUGCUCAUUUGUUAGACCAUGGCAAAUUAGUUUUAAAUAGGAAGUUGUGUCCAAAAACAAAACCCGAGGCUCUUAGGAUACGAAUUAUAUCGAAAUAUUUUGUAUAUCGAAAAUGUAUUGAUAUAAUGUAUUUAUAUUGAAAAUACAAUUUCAGCAUGAUAAGGCGUCUAUACGUUUUAUCAAUGUGCUAGGGUCUUCGAUAGAACUAUCUGCAUCGCGGGUUCGCCUAAUUAGAAGACAGGAGAUGGAUUACAAAUAGGAUCCUCUUUUAGACCCCACUUCCAUGGUUAUUUAUUAUUAUUAUUUUACUUGGGCAUACAUGAAGUCCAUGAUUUAUGAUUCACCCUAUAAUGUCGGACAUCGGCCUCGUCGUCAGGAUCGUAGUUGCGGUGCUCUAUGUCUGUGUUGCACUUCCACAAGUUGGUGGGCCCGAGAAUGCAUUGAAACCAGCUUUAAAGCGAAUGAAAAGGUUUCUUGAACAUUUUUUUUAUUAUGUUGCUUAAAUUUUUCCAUCAUAUACAUUAUAAAAGUUCUUAAAUAAAAUCAUGCUAAUACUGCUUCCUUUUCUUCUUAUUGUUAUAUUGCCGUAGCAUCAUAUGGUUUUAAUUUUGGAUACAUCUGAUACAACUUUUCCUCUCUAAAACUUGUCAGUUGGUCUGACAGAAGAGCUGUAAAGCUUGUAUAUCACCUUUUGAAGCACUCUAUAUGGUAAUAAUGAAUUGUAUAAAAUAUGCGCGCAAAGUAUAUUGAAUUUGUUGCUGAAUGAAAUAUAAUGUUAAGAAAGAAUUUUUUUUACUUUGGGAAUAAAAAUUAUUUUUGACUGCAAUUACUGUAAAUCUUCUUAUUUUUGAGACUGAAAAUA